AUGCUUCAUCUCUGCUCCGUUGGCCUUUAUGGAGUUGGCGCUCGGUCAAUAUACGUCGAAACAGGCCGCUCAUGUCUUUGCAAGGAUAAGCCCAAUCUCAGCCGGGUAAUUGGAUCGAUGCCGGGAGGACACCGAGUAGACGGCAUUCUUGCGUUCUUCAUGGUGUGUCUUGUGUGUUCCAAAAUAGGUGUAUCCAAGUUCUCAAAGGCUUCUCCAGUUAUUGUGAUGUUCUCCUUCAUUGCUAUUAUGCUCACAAUAUUUUCACUUCUUCCCACUGGCUACUACACGGUGUUUCCUAAGUUCUUCACGGUGCUCAACAAUGAUCCGUCCUAUUUGUUCUCGCUGGACACAUGGGCAGAAGCAGUUAUAGUGGUAAUACGUUAA
Messenger RNA from Angiostrongylus costaricensis, 384 nucleotides. The record is from the annotation of a GenBank genome assembly. Lineage: Eukaryota; Metazoa; Nematoda; Chromadorea; Rhabditida; Metastrongylidae.